ACAGCCAGCCAGCCCCGGCUUCUCUUCUCUUCACUGAUAUUAUUCUGUAUUGCAAGCCCCGGAGCCCGAGCAGGGGGCUGCGUUAGUGUUCGUAGGAUGUCCCGUCAUGAAGGCGUGAGCUGUGAUGCAUGUUUAAAAGGCAACUUCAGAGGCCGACGAUACAAAUGUUUAAUUUGCUACGACUACGAUCUGUGCGCAUCGUGCUAUGAGAGCGGUGCAACUACAACCAGACACACCACAGAGCAUCCCAUGCAGUGUAUAUUAACCCGGGUUGACUUUGACCUGUACUACGGUGGAGAAGCAUUCUCGGUGGAGCAGCCUCAGGCCUUCACAUGUCCCUACUGUGGCAGGAUGGGCUACACAGAGAUCUCCCUGCAGGAGCACGUGGCUGCAGAGCACACAGAGACCUCCACAGAAGUGAUCUGCCCCAUUUGUGCAGCACUGCCAGGUGGCGACCCGAAUCAUGUGACAGAUGACUUUGCUGCUCAUCUCACACUUGAACACAGAGCACCCAGAGACUUGGAUGAGUCCAGUGGGGUGCGGCAUGUGAGGAGGAUGUUUCACCCUGGGCGCGGGCUGGGAGGUCCGCGAGCCCGCAGGUCUAACAUGCACUUCACCAGCAGCACCACAGGGGGGCUCUCCACCAGUCAGAGCUCCUCACAGAGCUCCAACUACAGCAGAGAGGCCAUGGACCCCAUAGCAGAGCUUCUGUCCCAGUUGUCGGGGGUGCGGCGUUCAGCAGGCGGCCAGCUCAGCUCGGGUCCCUCGGCCUCUCAGCUCCAACAGCUUCAGAUGCAACUCCAGUUGGAGCGUCAGCAGGCCCAGGCUGCGCGUCAGCAGCUGGAGACGGCCCGAAACGCCACCCGGGGCGGGGGCCGAGCCAAUGCAAUCCUCAAUACCAAUUCAGCCGCCACAAACCCCAACCCCAGCGCCAAUCACAAUACCAACCCCAGUCCCAACCCAGGUCCACCUGAGUCUAACACACAGCAUACUGCACACAGCUCCCAGUUUCUACUCAGCAGGCUGAGCGAACCACGGCUGUCUGAGGCCGAGCGGCAGGCGUGCGAGGCCCAGUGGGCCGACAGGAGCCUGUUUGUGACGGAGCUGCUGCUGUCCACAUUGCUGCCCGACGAGGACGCCUCUGCCUCCUCCUCCGAGGACGAGGACGACUGUCACGGCUCGUUGCGGAAUUUCGCUGACUUCGAGGCCAUGGGCUGUGUUGAGGUCAUGACCUUGGACGUGGCACUGGAGAACCUCAACCUCAAGGAGACGACCCCGGCUACCAGGCCAACGAAAACGACGCCUAAAACAGCACCAACGAAGAAAGAGCCUCCUGCGCCGCCCCUUUGAUGAAAUGGCCACUCCCUCCCCUAAAACCACCAUUGUAACUGGCUGACUGCUGAGUCAGUCCAACUGCCAAUGGAUGACAAAAAAGAGACUGCAGUUUUUUUUGGCUUUGUUUUAUUUUAUUUUUCUCAGUGAUUGUCAUUUCAGCUCUGUCGCUCCCCACUCAACCCCAUGUUUAUUAAGUUGUGUACAUUGAAUAAAAGUAGUGAGACGAGAGAAUGUGAAAGCAAGCAAGCGUGGUGGGUGCGUGAGAGAAAGAAAAAUAACUAUAUAAAUAUAUUAUAGAAAAAUCUAUAUGAAAGUUGAUAAUCAAUUCCACAUAACCCGUGUUUCCUCUAGCAGAUGAGCAAAGCGUAGUUAGCCGUUUAAGAGACAAACACGUCACACACUCACCCAGGGAGAGGAGGCAGACAGAAACCUCUCCAGUAAAAACGCUGCUGUGUAUUUAUAGUUAUUAAUUAAAGAAGUGCUUGGAUGGUUUACCACAACUUAAGCAUGAGCUUAAAUCACCAUGUGCCCAUUUUUAACUGCACAGUCACCAGACGGGGAGGUCUUUCUCUUUUUGUUCAGACACCUGAGUAACUGUAAAUUAACGGUGCUGAGUGCCACAUCACUGGCAUUUCUGCACCACACACACACACACACACACAUACACACACACAUACACACACACAUACAUA
Messenger RNA from Seriola dumerili (greater amberjack), 2027 nucleotides. RefSeq names its product E3 ubiquitin-protein ligase KCMF1-like. The coding region runs from base 97 to 1350 and encodes 417 amino acids. Gene Ontology annotation, molecular function: zinc ion binding. The transcript has 7 exons. The record is from RefSeq and is a predicted model, not a curated record. Gene Ontology annotation, cellular component: plasma membrane. Gene Ontology annotation, biological process: synaptic signaling. Lineage: Eukaryota; Metazoa; Chordata; Actinopteri; Carangiformes; Carangidae.